Phytophthora sojae is the source of this 4302-nucleotide messenger RNA. RefSeq lists its product as hypothetical. Lineage: Eukaryota; Oomycota; Peronosporomycetes; Peronosporales; Peronosporaceae. Gene Ontology annotation, molecular function: protein binding. The coding region runs from base 1 to 4302 and encodes 1433 amino acids. The record is from RefSeq and is a predicted model, not a curated record. The transcript has a single exon.
AUGUCUUCACUGCUAGAAGAGCCUUUAGACGAAGCGAUCAAGGCCGAUGAAGAGGAGACAGAGGUUCCUGCCCAGCUAGACGAGACCGAGGAAGAGAACCAGAUAACAGAGGAGGGCGAAAUUGAGGCAGCCGAGAUCGAAGCGGACGAAGGCGCACUAGCCGAGGAAGAUGAACAAACCGAAGUAUCUGCUGAAGCGAGUAUGGGGGAAGCGGCUCGAGAGAAUGGUGACGUAUCGCCGUGGGGUGAGGAUGAGACGAAUCAAGAGGUCGAAGCGGGUGCAGAAGACGACGGCGACGACGAUGAUGACGACGGAGACGAUGCUUGGGAAUGGCAGCUUCGAGUCGUGCAGCGCGUGAGCGAAGGCAUGCUGGACCUGAGCCUGUUCACGUCGGGCGGGUUUGAUUUCGUCGUCGUGCUGAACGUGCAGCAGAACGCGUUGAGAGAUCUCGAGCCGAUCGCGGGUAUGGCUCGGACUCUGCGCGUCUUAAACGCAACUCAGAACGAGAUCGCAACGCUGCCGGGCUUGGAUUUCUGGACGAAAUUCCGUUGUCUGAGUCUGUGCUUUCUAGCUCAAAACGCCUUAAGAACGUGGACAGAUGUGCUAGGGCUAGAAGGGUGUGCGGGGUCGUUGACGUGGCUUACGUUGGCCAAUAACCCCCUCAUGACGCUGAAGAACGCGCGCAGCUUCGUGGUCAACAAGCUGCCCUUCCUGAAGGCUCUGGACAACUUCGUGACUACGGACCAAGAGGUGAUUCAGCAUGCUCGUCCAAACGCUCGUUUCAGCGCGCUGGCUCCGCGAUUAAGCAUCUCUCAUCUCCACAUGCCCCUCGAGUUCGAGACCGACGAUGCAGCUCUUGUCUACGCUGGGGAGACGGAGGCAGCCGUAGCAAGCAUCUUUGCCGACAACAGCCCAAGCGUUCGUGCGCAGAAGCUCGUAAGAGGGUAUCUAUCGCGGCGUGCGAAUUUCCCGCGCUUCCGCAAUGUGCGUGAACUCGUGAUCCACGUUCAGAAGCACAUCCGCGGCUUCCUGUUACGCCAGCGCAUCAAGCGUCAGAUCUGCGACCUGGUGGCAGCGAAUGGCGAGUCCAGACUACUAAUGGCGUCCGUUGCUGCUGGCCACGGACUGUUGUCCCCUCUAGCGCGUCGGACGUUUGAGAAGAUGUUGCCGAUGGUUCGUCGGUGGCGCACGCAGUUUCAAGCUCGAAAACGCGCCGUGGCCAUCAAGAAGAUUAGGUUCUGGUGCCAAAUGGUGUAUCAGCGUCACGCGCGCCGUACUCGCCAGCUUCUUCGUGAUCAACAGGAGAUCUGGAUCUACUACACGCCGGAGUUCGAGCAGGAGCUGCUAACCCUUGCAACACGCGUUGCUCGGCGUGAUCCGUAUCUGAUGACGCUGUCUCGUGACGAUCGUCUCGAACUCCUACGGGAGCGUUGUGCCCAUUCUGGAAUCAGCGUCUUGCGUGGACCAAAUCCGAACUCCAACGUCGUGCGGGUAGCUACAGACCCGAGCGAUCGACCUCCCACGCCUGAGUCUCGAGGGCAGCACUUCCAGCGAGAAGAGGACGAAGGGUACAAGCUGCUACGUAUGACCCAAGAUGCACAGUCGACACUGGAUGGAUCGCCACAAACCGAGCAGCAGCCAUACCGUGCAACUCCACCAGGUUGGCCAGCCUUAAUCCGAGCUUUCCCAAGUGACAACGUGCUUGAAAACCGGUUACUCGUCACUGAGAAGCAGUUCUUGCAGCAAGAUUUGGAGCGCAUCGUUUCCAUUCAAGCGCAGCACCGACAAGCGAUUGCCAACAGCGAGGCGAAGGAGGGUCAAAGCCCUACGAGGCUCCAGUCGAUGAUGAAGCUACAAUCUCGCGCUGUUUUGGUGCACCUCGGUCAAGUCGCGCGCCAGGUUCGGCAGCGACUGGUGAUUUGCAACCGGAAAAUUCUCAGCGCGUGUGUGAAGCAACAACAGCGGCGACGCGAACAGCUUGCGAGCAAAACCCACUUUUCGAUGGCAAAAACGAAAGUCCGAGCGCGAGGGCAUGCGCCAACUCGAUGGGAACGCAAGAAAUUGACCUCGGAAUCCUCGGAACAUGCGUGUGGUUACAGGAAAAUGAAGGUGUUUAUCCCUUGGACUAUCGACAUGUACCUGCACAUCGUGGCAAGUCUUGAACGCGCAGUCGCCAUGUGCUCUGUGGGACCGGCGAAGGCCUUCGCGUUGCCGUACGAAGAGGCGAAACGCGCCGACGCAGCGUUGCUGAUCCAGUCGGCGUGGCGCGCUUCGUUCUGCCAUUCGAGACGAAACGCGCUUGAGAUUACGAUCGCGCGUGCUCUUGUGUGCAUUCAGCGGUGGUGGAGGUUCCGUAUUGGUCUGCGCCGUCGACUCGACGUGCUCCGCGCGUGCAUGCUGGUUGGGGCGAGCAUUAAUUCUCGGACGCUGUUCAUGGAGGCUAGUGUGUAUCAGACGCUGGCUGAAUCCUGGCCAGCAGUGCAGGCGAUCAUUUCGAGGCAUCGGUGCCACGAACAUCGUCUUCACUGUCGAAUUGUAUCAGGAGCUCACGUGGAGCUUACGCUCACUCCGGGGCAGCUUUUACUCUACAACGCCAGUCGAGAAGAACGGUCGAUUCUCCUCCCUCAGCACCAGCACCAGCAGAUACCUACAGGGACUUCUAGCCACGUAAGCUCGUCCAAGAUCGAACUAUGGUCAAAUCAACGCUGCAGUGCGUAUUUCCCGGUGUGGAUGCCUGGCACCCCUGACCCUGUGCAGGAGAGCAUGACCUCACGGUUCGAAGAUGCUGCAGCGUUAUUGCUUGUCGACGGCGUGCAGGUUGAACCGACGCUUAUGGAGCGUGAACUCAUGUUGGGCAUCACACAGCCACCGGUGGCGGAGAUGUUCGCUCAAAUGAACCCGUUCCGCGAGUUUCCGAUGUGCCAGCGCGUGGUGAAUUCGGCUACGCGCGUGAUGGAACUAGUACAUCGGCUUUCGGCGCACAAGUCGACGCGGAAUUGGCAGCUCGAGCCGGCGCAGCAGGGGAUCGAUGCUACGUCUUUUGUGCGGUUGACGUUUGAAUCCAUCGAUGAGGCUCGGAAGCGUGCGCUGGUGUUGCUCUGCAAGACGUUCGACCCCAUUACGAAGACGUACGCGAGGAUGUUCUCGCUGGAGGCGCUUUUUGGCGCUGCGUUUCGCCACCACCAGUGGGCUCUGAGCCAGGCCGCGACUCAAGAGGAGGUUGAGUCUGUCCUCGACGAGUCUCGAGUCUGGCUACAAGAUGAAUUCCCAUCCCGGUGGUGGAUAAACACCGAACGGAAGCUGGAGAAGCUGCGUGCCGCUGUUGCAGCACGCGGAGCUUCUAAGUCUGUCUUAGCAACAGCAAGGGCGUCUCCCACGUUUCACGUCCAACAAAUUCCCCCAAGAGAACCUCAGACUAUCGAGCCUGUCCGCCCUCCAGACGUGGAGACCCGUGGACCACCUCGAGUGUUUCCAAGGCCUCCACAACCCGAGUCUCCACCCAAGAACACGUCUGCAGUGCCACUGCAUGUAGUCGAGUCGACUUUACCCCAAGACGCUGAACGACAUCCGAGCGAUCGAAUCCAAGUCCAAGUUUCAACUAUUCCUACUCAACCGCAGGCUCCGUCGCGACCUGCGUCACCAUGUACACCGUCGGGAAGCAGUCGGCACCAAAAGCUGGUAAACAGACUGGGAAAGGCUUGCUACGCGUGCAUAGAGGACAAGCAGUACCAAGAGCAGCAGACUCGAGACCAUCACGUCCGUGAUCUGCGAGAGGAAGGCGAACGCGCAAUGGAAGCGCUUAUUGUCGAUCGACGCAUGCUGCAGCGUGAGAAGGCGACCGUAGUCGCGAGUAUCAAGCUGGACAUCGACGUCAAGUUGCAGCGGAUGCGCUUCGAGCGUGAACUGGAACAGAUACAUACGCGUGGAGAAUUGGAGCAGCAACGGAACACUUCACGCCGUCGAAAGUUGACGAGGGAGUUUGAGACGAAUUUCGUGGCUCAGUCGGGAGCGUUAAUGCGUCGCGCAGCUCGAGCCGCCGUUGCGAGCAGUCUGAAAGCAGAAGAGCAGGAACAGCAGCGUCUUACUGCUGCCGUGAAGGUGCGUGAAGCAGAAGCGCUUGAGCGGCGGCGAGAUGCCAAGAGCUUUUGGUUUGUGAGAAAUCGCCAGGAGAAGAGGGACAUGGAGGCAGUGCGGCAACUUCGAUCUGCUGAGGCUGACAAGGCAGAACGCAGUCGACUGGCAAGUCUGCAGCGACGCAUCAAUGAGGACAGUGAGAUCAAGAAAAUGCUACGGCUGAUGUAA